AUGCCUUCAAUGGAGUCGUCACGUAACCCAAACUUCUUGAGCAAUAUUCUAGUACGACUCAUCUCCUUCAUACUUCUCGUGUUCCUCGCUCGCUUCGCUUACAUCUUCACCGUCAAAAACAACAAAUCGCCUGAAACCCUAACCCUAGCCCUAACCAAUUCCAUCUCCGGCGCCGGUCACCGGAAUUACUACUACUCCGUUUUCGAUGAUCUAAUCGCCGACGGCUUUCUCUCUCCAAAUUCACAAUCUCUCUGUAUCGAAACCCUAACCGGCGAUGACGUGGCAGCGUUGAUCGAUAUCGGAGUCGUCGAUACCAUCGGUAUAUCACACAGAUCAUUACAGCCGUUCGAUGAAAACACUUUCGAUUUUGAGUUCGCCGGAAACGGAGUACUUGACAGAUCGGAAAACCCAGUUGAAUUUGCUAAAGAAGUUUCUAGAACGUUGAAGCCUGAAGGUAUUUUGGUAAUUCACACACUUUCCAAAGACAGUUACAGUCUCAAUUCGUUAAUUCAGUUGUUUGAUAACUGUAAGUUAGUUAGAGCACGUGACAUUGACAGUUUUGACACGUGGCAGGCACCCAUUCGCCAAGUUAUUUUCCAGAAAAAUAAGGUAGUGACUGGAUUCGAAUCUAAGAAAUUGAGAAAUUACUGUGUUGUCCCUGAGUAUAAAAGGGAAUUGAUUCGAAAAGCGGAGGGUAUAAUUGUAAAAGAGCCAUUGAAACCUUGGAUAACAUUUAAGAGGAAUUUAAGAAAUGUGAAGUAUUUGUCUUCAAUGGUUGAUAUAAGUUUUAAAAAUAGGUACAUUUAUGUUGAUGUCGGUGCAAGGAGUUAUAGUUGGUUUAAUACACAGUAUCCGAAACAGAAUAAAACGUUUGAGGUAUACGCGAUUGAAGCUGAUAAGGAAUUUCACGAGGAGUAUAGAAAAAAGGGUGUACAUAUUUUGCCAUAUGCAGCUUGGUUGAGGAACGAGACGUUGUUUUUUGAGAUAACGAGAGAGCAAACUAGGAAGAACGUGGAGAAAGGUCGAGGUAUGGGGAGGGUACAAUCAGCACAAUCGUCGUUGAAUUUUUUAGGAGAUUCAGAUAAGAUAUUGGGGUUUGAUUUUGCUGGAUGGUUGAUGAGUUUGGUUGAGGAGAGGAAUUAUUUGGUUGUAAAAAUGGAUGUGGAAGGGACUGAAUUUCAUUUGAUAACAAAGUUGAUUGAGAGUGGUGCAAUUUGUUUGAUUGAUGAGUUGUUUCUUGAAUGUCAUUAUAAUAGAUGGCAAAGGUGUUGUCCUGGUAAAAGGAGUACAAAAUAUGACAAGACAUAUACACAGUGUUUAGAGUUGUUUACUUCUCUUAGAGAUAUUGGGAUUCUAGUGCAUCAAUGGUGGUGA
Molecule: messenger RNA, 1374 nt
Organism: Lycium barbarum (goji berry)
Lineage: Eukaryota; Viridiplantae; Streptophyta; Magnoliopsida; Solanales; Solanaceae
Exons: 1
Coding region: 1-1374 (457 amino acids)
Molecular function (GO): S-adenosylmethionine-dependent methyltransferase activity
Source: RefSeq, a predicted model, not a curated record